AUGCGCUUCAACCAGGGCAAGAACAACGUCCUGCAGUGGAGGGACGCGGAUAAGAACUUCAAGCUUCGGUCCAAGAUGGCGGCUGGUGCACAGUUCUUCACCCUGGACGUCAUCUCAGACCUUGCGUUCGACCAGCCGUUCGGCUUCAUGGAGACCGACUCGGACGUGUACGAGCAUAUCAAGACAACGGAGGAGAGCCUGACCAUGUUCAUGGAGAUGACCGUGAUCUGUUCGGUGAUACUGGCGUCGGACAAGGACCAGCUAGGGUUCGGAAAGAUCAUGGAGAUUGACAAAAAGUUCGCCGCUGAGCGUUUCGGGCCCGAAAAGAAGGUCCGGAGGAACAUUUUAUGCUGA
Colletotrichum higginsianum IMI 349063 is the source of this 354-nucleotide messenger RNA. RefSeq names its product Pisatin demethylase. NCBI's taxonomy places the organism in Eukaryota, Fungi, Ascomycota, Sordariomycetes, Glomerellales, Glomerellaceae. The record is from RefSeq and is a predicted model, not a curated record. The transcript has 3 exons. The coding region runs from base 1 to 354 and encodes 117 amino acids.